UCCGACUUCCGCUCUAAAUCCAAUAUUCUCUAUAGACAUUAGUUAGAUCUAGACUAGCUAAAGAUAUUUUUAUCUGAGUUAAUGAGACAAAUGGCUGUUAACAAAAAUUAAAAUACAUGCACAACAUAAUCAUGGUGAUAAGCUGUUUCUGGUUAUUUCAAUUUAAUUAAUCAAUAGAUGUUCAGUACAAGAAGUUCCAAGCAAGAUACAAUUCAUUCAAUUUGAAAAGCAAUAAUAAUGUGUUUUGUUUUUGAGAGAAAAAAAAGAGUGUUAGCCAAUGUUUACUGUUUACCACCAAGAUAACGAACAAUUUUUGGAGCCUGUUAGGCUGUACCUUGCAGAAAUGGAAGCUGUUCACUACUUCUGCUCCUUUUGACUUGUGGCAAUGUGGUUUAUUUCUAUCUGUUUCAAUUGUUUCUUGGAUUACUUUGGCUGAAGACUAUAUUUCAUACAUUUCUUAGAAGUACAAUGUAUUAAAGAAACUAUAGUAUUGGAUUUAAUUUGAUUAACAACUGAAAUCUUUGCAAGAAAAUGGAAGUUGACCCGCCUGCAUCAUCAUCUUCAAGUCCUCAACAGAACAGUGGUGGAACAUUAAAACGUUCCAACAGUGCUCCAAUGAUAAAUACUCUGGUUACGUCAGAAGCAGAGGUCAGCCCUCCUACGUCAUUUAAAACGGCUACAUCUGUUGCUCUGCGGCGACUUAGUUCAAGUAACAUGUCAUUACAUAAUGCUCCAUCAUCAACAAGUCCUCCUAUAAGAAGUACAGACAGGGUGACAAGAAUCAAGCAGGAGGAAAUCCAUAAAGCAGAUAUAGAACGGCAACAUGAAAGAGAGAUUCAAUCUUCUAUUUGGAUUUCACAGAACUGGGAUAGUCUUUCAUUUGAUACAUCAGAGCCUAUGGAAAGUCAGAGACGGCAGAGGUCUUUCAGUGAAUCGCUCCAUAUAAUGACCCAGCCCAAUAUACUUUGUGGCUCACCUUCACCCACAAGAGCCGCAGCCAAGCAGUGCUUUUCCCCAUCAAUGCAGAUUCCUGUCAAGAAUACCACUUUUACUCCGUCACCAUCUCCCAGUCCUACUAGGAAAAGUUUUCAUAGGAGUUUAAGCCCAAUAGCUAUGCGGAAUGCUGUUUCUUUAAAACGUAAAUUGGAAAAUGAUGGAGAUAAGUGGGAUUACAUCAGCCCUCCCAAAAAAUUCAGCACUGGAGCAAGUACACCAGACAGAAUAAUGACCUGUGUCCAUCCUUUAGCCAACAGCAUUUCAAGCAGUAGUUUGGAUGCUAACAACCAUCAACAGUCAUUGACAAGGUCAAAUAGCUUAGGGACAAGUAUGUCUCAUCUCCACAGGUCACCUUUGAACAACUUGGCGGCUGGUCUAAGUCCUAUAUCUGUUGGAGGCAGUCAGUCUUCUCCUUCAACCAUCCACAGUCAGGUCGGCAGUUCCAGCUCGGCUCUCAUGUCAGUCAGCAAGCAAGGGUUCAUGUUCCAGCCUGUCUCUGACGCCAUGGGCUCCCCCUCAUCCACCUCCUCCUCUUCCUCGUCCAACCUGUCCAUGCCCUUGCACCACCUUCACCCGCACCCAGAACAGCAGAACUCCCAGGGGUCAGACCGGAGCCCCUUGCCCCACCAGGGGCACACAGUGGGUAUGUCGCUGCAGCAGCAGCCUCUGCGCACCCACUCAGCCAUGAGCAAUGAUGGGAACAGCCACAACAGCAAUGACAUUUACAUGAGUGACACUGAGAUGAGGGACCAUUCUGACAUGGGCUGUAAAUCAAAUGAAGGCUUUACUCACUCGGAACUGGACAGCAAAACAUCAGAGGGCUUUAACUUCAAACCUAUUCGCCCUGACUAUACUUAGUUUCAGCCACCC
Biomphalaria glabrata is the source of this 1866-nucleotide messenger RNA. Its product is annotated as P2R1A-PPP2R2A-interacting phosphatase regulator 1-like. Lineage: Eukaryota; Metazoa; Mollusca; Gastropoda; Planorbidae. Bases 532 to 1854 code for a protein of 440 amino acids. Gene Ontology annotation, molecular function: protein serine/threonine phosphatase inhibitor activity. The record is from RefSeq and is a predicted model, not a curated record. The transcript has 10 exons.